This is a messenger RNA of Linum trigynum, 3370 nucleotides long. The record is from the annotation of a GenBank genome assembly. NCBI's taxonomy places the organism in Eukaryota, Viridiplantae, Streptophyta, Magnoliopsida, Malpighiales, Linaceae.
CGGAAAUCGGAACUCGUUAGUCCUCAUUUUUUGGUUCAUCUUAUUAUGCAUAAAGUACUCGUCACCGGAAGGUAUUAUUGUGUGUAUGACGUUUACUUCUAUUAUUAUCUGAGAAUUUUGCUGUCCCAUUCAUUGACAUUGGUUAAUUCAGGCAUCUGGUUCCUGACCUUGGUAGGAACCUGUGAGCGAACUGGUACUAGCCUCUUGCUGUAGAUUAAAAUUUAUAGGCCUGUGUGGAUCUGGCCAUCUGGGUGGCGGGGGUGAGUAAUUAACGAGAGGAGUAGGAUUUUCUUAUUAGGUGCAAAAUUAGUGCAUUUCUUAGUUCAGGCUCCGUGCAUUUAUCUUUAACUGCUUCUCUCCCUUCUGUCCGAUUUGCCUAUGUUGUUGCAGGUUGGCAUCAGGUGGAAGCCAGGACGGAUGCCGCAGUACAGGGGGGUCUCAAACCCAUUGGUAUGCAAGAAUGCCAAUUCAUGAACGUGAAAGAGUGCCAUCAAGGCACAUGGCUAUAUCUCUCCGGCAAUUAUAGUUCAAGAGAAUGCCGGGGUUGAAAUUGGACUUCGUCCAUUUCCUUCACCCUGUUAACAGAUGAUGUGGGUUCUCCAUAUCCUAAUUGGGGUUGGACUCCAGGCUUGGUUUAAUAAUAAAAGGUGGAUGAAAGCACAAAGUCUGCAUUGGUUCAAACUGUGAAAGCCAACAGUCUUUAACCACGGAAAAGAAGAAAACCAAGCUAAUAAGUGGCUUCCUAAUUGUUGGCAAAGUAGCUCUUCGUCGCAGCUUCUUGCUAGCUAUUAGCUAUGGGUUUGCAUGGCAUGACAUGACAUGACAUGACAUGAUGCUCUCUACACACAAUUGACCUUGGAUUUGGGACCAGGUGGGUAUUGGAGUUGGGAUCGAUGCCAGUCUAAUGGAUGCUGCUGCGAAUUCCUAUUGACGUUGUGCCAGAUAUAACUCCGCCUGUGUAUUAGGUUUCAAUGCUUAUGCCUUGCACAGCCGGUCCCAAGCCCGGAUAAAGGAGGAGGGAUGCUUGUCUUUUGUCUUCUGUUUGAAAAGUCGCUGCUCCAUGUUGCUUAGUCGAUUGGUGCAAUCGUAUGAAGCGUGUAAGAACCCUUACAAACUCCUCUCUUGGACUUGGGUUCGCAAUUUGCAUUAUGGUAAAUCAGAUUAGAUCGAAAUAGGGGCCAAAAUGUGUUAACCACUUGAGAGAUCCUUGUAGCUUUCCAUACGGGAAGAGUUUCCAGCCAUGACAAUUUAUAUGCAUUGCUCUAUGGUUCGUUUCAUUUGAGGCAGUGGUACUGUAGAGCUCUUACUACCUUCACAUUGUAAUUGUAAUCAUAUAAGGUGGUUAAAUGGUUUGUUUAAUUCAGGAGUUGCUCCUCACUCGAAUAUGCUCCAGCAAAAGAGCCUGUAAAAUAAUGAAAAGAGGGUACCUAGUGGGCGGAAAUUGCUAUUAAAGCUCUUUUUUCUUUUGCUUGUCUUGUCUUGUCCUUGUUCUUUCUCUUUUGCGUCUUGCUGGCGAUUGUCUUAUUUAUCUUUGGAGGACAAUGUAAGUUACUACAAUUUUCUAGUUCAUUCGUCACCGAAGUGGCCGUAAAGCUCUACCAAAUAGUGGAGGGGGUCGGCAAUGCUGAAAACCAAACAUAGCAAUGGCAUCUUCAAGACCAAGAAGAGCGAUUGGUCACUCCCAGCAUUGUAAAAUGGUGGAUCUCGGAUCCAGUUCUGGGUACAGUUCUCCUCGACGGCUCUGCGGUUUUCUUCUUCUGGCCGGUGCACCAUCAUUCUAUGGAGUCGUCAGUGUUCGGAGUAGUGACUCUGCUUCCUCCAUCGUUUCUCUGGCCAAGGACCAUGUGUGGCAAAGGUUGAAGGCGGCGCUGGAUCGGUGAAGGGGAAUGUUGUUGGCAGCCUGCUUCUUGUGAUGAUUGGGCCGCUGGGUUAGGGUUGCUAGGGUGGGCUAGUCCAAUUAUUUGGACCGGGUUUGGGCUUUUUUGGCUUCGGACCUUUGUUGGCCCACUGUUAGCUCUCUUUUUCAGUUGGUUUUUUCCUUCGUUUCAGUGUUAUUGUAACUCUGUACACUGUGUUUCGUACAAUGAAACGACCAACCUAACGUUAAAAAAAAUAUGUAAAAUGGUUUGAAGUAUGUCAAAGUACAACAAGAUAAAAAACUCCCACAAUUGCUACUUGAAAAAGGUUAAAACCGUCGAAUUUCAAUGAGAGAAUUGUGUAGCUAAUGCUGAAUCUCGUCGGACCGCGAUUGAGGAAGAGAGAGAAACACAAAGGAACCAUGAAGAAAAGAUGCAAAUUUUGAUGGAAAAGCACAACAGACGAUCUAAAAGAAAGCGACUGAAAUGCAUAACAGUGAGGAUAGAUAUAAAGUAUGAACGGAAAAAAUCCAUAUAUAAAUUCUGGUAAUUGAUACAAAUAUUGUUUUUUUUUAAUUUACCACCAAUAUGACGGUUUUAAAAGUAUUAACACAAAUAUUGUGUAUUUGUGUAGGUUAAAGAUGGUGUCCGCCCGAGACUCAGGCGGGGCUGCUUUUUGAAUUUUUUACCCGAUUCACAGGCGGUGGCACCUGAGACUCAAGCGGCCCAGCCUUCUCCCUCCUUUUUUUUUACUUCCCUCGUCCGACGCCCCAUAUCUUAUCUUCUUCUUCCUCUUUAACAAACCAACAACCACCCACCACUCCUCCCUCUUCUCGCUUGAUCCCCAGCGCCCAAUGUAGUUAAACUAUAGUUUUUAUGUAUAAGCAAAAUGAUGGGUACAAACUUAAGCGUAAAAGCGGAGCGUAAGAACGUAAGUUUAUAUGAACCAUUGAAAUUGUAAAAAAGCAACUUAAAAGACUAAUAGGAUCCACACACAGAAAAUUGGAAAAGAUUUUGAACAAGAGUACAUUCUAACUCAGAACAAGUUCAUAAACAUAGAAAAAGAGUUGAAUCGUACGCUAAUAUGAAUCAUAACUCUGAAAUAUUCAUAUUAUGGACAUCACAAGCCCCCCAAAAAAUUGAUCAUGAUUUAUGCUACAUUUGGGCAGUAACGUCCACAUUUCCAUCCAAAUCAUAUCAUCUUAAUUACCGCCAUCAUCAUAGUUGUUAUUGUCACUAACAUCAUGUUCCUCAUAAAUACAUCAAUCAUCAUUCAUGUUAAAAGAAUCAUUUUGAAGCCAGCGGCAUGAUCACUUUAGUUUUUUCAUCCACAAAAAAUCAUUUGACCAUCGCACGACGUGCCAAAUCGCUCCAUAAACAUUAUCAUUAAAAGCUCUUAUAAGCGUCCUAAAAGCUAGCUUUUAAGGAUUUUUUAUGCACAUAUUGUGGUUUUAAAGAGUUUAUAUUAAGCUUAUGGUGUCAAAAGAUUUUUCAAAGAAAAUUACUAUAUUGGA